AUGGUCAUCAAUACAGAAAUUCUACAUGUCGAGCGGGGUAGUGGGGAGGAGCCCGUCGAGAAAAUGUGUCCAGCCACGUUCAAAGACUGGCCUGAGCUGCGCAAGGUAUGCCUGCCAAAUUUGGAAGAGAUCUGUUUUGAAUACGUUGAAGACGAUGAUGUAGUGGAGGAGGAGGGUCAUCGGGAGCUACGCUCACGGUGCAAGGAAGCCGGUAUCAAGGUAAAGUCUAUUGGAUGGGUGAAGGGAAGGGAGUAUACCGCCGGACGAUUCAAUAUCGUGAACGGCUAA
Letharia columbiana is the source of this 288-nucleotide messenger RNA. RefSeq lists its product as uncharacterized. NCBI's taxonomy places the organism in Eukaryota, Fungi, Ascomycota, Lecanoromycetes, Lecanorales, Parmeliaceae. The transcript has 2 exons. The coding region runs from base 1 to 288 and encodes 95 amino acids. The record is from RefSeq and is a predicted model, not a curated record.